AUGGACUCAGUAGCUGAUACUGAAGGCAUUCCUAUUGCAGGCGACGAAAAUUUUGAUUUAGAAAAUAGUCAAAUUGAGGAAUCCUAUGUACCUAAUCAGCCACCAGACGAUACAGAAGUUAUUAUUGCGCAUGGUGAUUCAAGUAACACUUCCCGGUCAGCCAGUACUGAUAGGUAUAUAAAUGAGGACUUAGUUCCCAACAUCUUCAAGAAAAGUGCUAUAAAAAACGACAAUUUGAAAAAGUUAGUCCAAAUUGAAGAAAAAAAAUUGGCUAUACUAGAAGAAAAACGAGCAAGUAGGUCUGCAGCUAUCGAAAAACCCGAUGAAGAUAUGCAAUUUUUGAAAUCCUUCUUCCCCACAUAA
Molecule: messenger RNA, 363 nt
Organism: Acanthoscelides obtectus
Lineage: Eukaryota; Metazoa; Arthropoda; Insecta; Coleoptera; Chrysomelidae
Source: the annotation of a GenBank genome assembly